Messenger RNA from Myxocyprinus asiaticus (Chinese sucker), 669 nucleotides. RefSeq lists its product as uncharacterized. Bases 25 to 669 code for a protein of 214 amino acids. The record is from RefSeq and is a predicted model, not a curated record. The transcript is spliced from 9 exons. NCBI's taxonomy places the organism in Eukaryota, Metazoa, Chordata, Actinopteri, Cypriniformes, Catostomidae.
GCAUUGAGAGUGUAUACAGAGAGAAUGCCUGAAAGGAACACUCUGUUUUCAUACACAGGAUCACCAUACUCUCUGCUUCACAAUGUGUUGUUUAACAGCUCCUUUCAGGAUGAGGAUGAAGAACUCUUAUCUGAUGACUCUGAUGGACCCACAACUCGUACUGACUCAACAAGCACUUCCCUCACUGGCUCCACUGUAACAAUAACAACCAGCAUCAACACCCUGCACACUGAAGAUGAUAAUCAGGUUUAUCCUCAAGACUCUUUUGACUCCGAGUCAGAAUCAGAGUCCUCGGCGUCUGAACAAGACUCACCAAUCCCAGACAGAUCACCAGUCUGCAGUCCAAAACAUGUUCUGUACCCAUCAAAUGAUGAGGAAAUCACAGAGCUGGGAGAGAUGGGAAGUACAUUGUGCAGUAAGAAAGAUGAAGAAGAAAGAGAUAAAUUCAUCCCUUCAUCCAGGAACGAGACAGAGAAAUAUAAAGUGAGUCGAACACUUAGCUUCCUGAGGAGCCGCAUGGUCAACACCAAAAUAAAAAACAAGGUAAAUGCAAAGGUUGGUUCAGCCCUGCACCAGCUCUGCUCACCACAGCAGCCUCUUAAUGCAGCUUGUGAACUGUGUGAGCAAAAUAACAGUGACGAACUCCUGCAGUGCACAUGUGAGUGUUAA